Messenger RNA from Neurospora crassa OR74A, 585 nucleotides. RefSeq lists its product as hypothetical. Bases 1 to 429 code for a protein of 142 amino acids. The transcript is spliced from 2 exons. Lineage: Eukaryota; Fungi; Ascomycota; Sordariomycetes; Sordariales; Sordariaceae. The record is from RefSeq and is a predicted model, not a curated record.
AUGCAACGCGAUCGGGAAGGCGAACAUUUUGGUUGGGGGCGCAAGUCAGCCGCCGAGGCAUGUUUCGUACAGCCAGCGACGCACAAGAGGACAAUCGACCCGGGGGACAACCCAAUCAACUUCAGGAACCACGCAUUUUGGGACAAGUCCUGGCAAAACCGUCCCAAGGACAGCUCCAAAGUAUCGCCCCAGUUCCGAACAUACAACUCGCCGGAAAUGUUUAACCCACGAUCAAAAAUCAACACGCCCAAACAUCACGAAGGCAAUCCCUCGCCUACUUAUGACUGGAUUUCAGAAGCGCCUGUCUCAUCUCCCCUAACAACGGGCAAUCGCACGGGCCCAGUUGCUAAACCGUCGUCAAUCAGCGGUCAUCGUAUGACUGCGAGGCAGCUGUUUGACCAGUACGGCAUAACACCGCCUCCCGGCUAGUUAUCGGACAAAGGGGACGAAGUUGACGAAGAAGACGAAUCGAUAAUCAAGGAGCACCACGACAAACUCCAGGCCGAAGGUGUCAACAUGUCGAGAGUCCGGAGAUUCUGGAGGAUAUUCCAUUGCCAUAUAUGUGGCGGUGAUGUCAAAGCACAA